Penicillium salamii is the source of this 1689-nucleotide messenger RNA. The record is from the annotation of a GenBank genome assembly. NCBI's taxonomy places the organism in Eukaryota, Fungi, Ascomycota, Eurotiomycetes, Eurotiales, Aspergillaceae.
AUGUCUGACGUCCAAAAGACUGUUGAGGAGACCCCCGCGGUCGUCCCUGCCACCGAGCCCGUCGUGGAGACCCCCGCGACUGACGCGACUGAGGCUCCCAAGGAGACUGAGGCCACCGAGCCCGAGACCACUGCCACCCCCGCCGUUGAGAACACCGAGGCUGCUGAGCCCGCCAAGGAGGAGGUAAAGCCCGCCACUGAGGGUGUUCUGGGAUACAAGGCCCCCGGUCUGGUCAAGGGUUUCCGUUUCGCCAAGCGCUUCUUCUACUUCAACGAGGAGGCUGUUGAGAGCAAGCAGCUCUCCGUCUUCCACCAGAACGAGAAGGCCAACGUCGCCAACCCCACCGCUGCCUGGGCCAGCCAGACCGGCAAGGGUCUGCUUUUCUUCACCAAGCGCGCUGAGGAUAAGGCCACUCCCGCUGGUAUCUUCAACCUGUCUGAGGUUUCCGAUGUGACCAAGGAGGGUCCCAACGAGUUCCUGUUCAAGGUUGCCGGCCAGAAGCACACCUUCCAGGCUUCCACUGUCGCCGAGCGUGACAGCUGGGUUGCCGCUCUCGAGUCCAAGGCCACCGAGGCCAAGGCUGAGAAGGAGUCCAUCGUCUCCAGCGAGGGCUACAAGGCCGAGCUUGAGAAGCUGACCAACCCCGCCGCUGCUGUCUCUGCCAAGAAGGCCGAGGAGAAGAAGGAGGAGACCCCCGCUGAGGCCACCGAGGCCCCCAAGGAGGAGGCCAAGGAAGAGAAGAAGGAGGAGAAGGCCGCUGCCAAGAGCCGCUCCCAGUCCCGCAAGCGCACCAGCAUCUUCGGCACUCUUCUCGGAAAGAAGGACGCCGAGGAGAAGAAGGAGGAGAAGGUCGAGGACAAGGAGGAGACUCCUGCCGCUGAGGAAGUCAAGCCUACUGAGCCCGCCACUGAGACCACCGUCGAAGCCACCCCCGCUGCUGCUGAGACCACCGAGGCUGCCGCUCCUGCUGCCGCCCCUGUCGAGGCCACUGAGGAGGUUAAGGCCACCGAGCCCGCUGCUGAGACCCCUGCUGAGACCGAGACCCCCAAGGAGGAGGCCAAGGAAGAGAAGAAGACCGAGAAGAAGGCCAAGCGCGCUUCUAUCUUCGGUAACUUCUUCCAGAAGGUCGCCAGCCCUUCUCAGGAGAAGUCCGAGAAGGAGGCCACCGCCCCUGCUGCUGAGGAGACCCCCGUUGCCAGCACCGCUCCCCAGCUUGAGAACCCCGUUCAGGAGACUGCUGCCCCCGCUGAGACUACCGAGGCUGCCCCUGCUGAGGCUGCCGUCGAGACCCCCGCCGAGACUCCUGCCGAGGCCGUCUCCACCCCCAAGGAGAAGCGUCGCACUUCUUUCUUCGGCAACUUGGGCAUGAAGAAGGAGAAGAAGGCCGAGUCCUCCGACAACGAGGGCACCGACGGUGAGGCCAAGGAGACCAAGGCCAAGUCCAACAAGCUUGGUGGUCUCUUCCGCAAGCCCAGCAAGGCUGUCAAGCUCGACAAGGAGGAGGUUGCCGCCGCUGAGACUGAGGCUAAGGCUGACAAGGCCGAGGAGGCCGCCCCCGCUGUCCCCGCCAAGGAGACCGCUGAGGAGGCUGCUGUCCCCGAGGCCACCACUGCCGCUCCCGUCGAGGCUACCGAAGAGGCCAAGAACGUCAACGUUCCUGCCUCCACUCCCGUCCAGGCUGCCGCAUGA